Molecule: messenger RNA, 492 nt
Organism: Pleurotus ostreatus (oyster mushroom)
Lineage: Eukaryota; Fungi; Basidiomycota; Agaricomycetes; Agaricales; Pleurotaceae
Exons: 2
Coding region: 1-492 (163 amino acids)
Biological process (GO): protein lipidation; protein modification by small protein conjugation; macroautophagy
Cellular component (GO): intracellular anatomical structure
Molecular function (GO): Atg12 transferase activity
Source: RefSeq, a predicted model, not a curated record
AUGGGCUUUUUGACUCGAACGGUUAUGCUGCACCGGACAAUCUACGACAUGGACAGCGAGGAUCAAGAGGCCGAUGAAGCUGCGACAAAGCCCACGGCUACCGAGAGUCUGUCGUGCCAUCAGCAUGUCGCUUAUUCGGCCAGUUUCCAGGUGCCAGCGUUCUAUUUCAACAUCUUCGAUUCGAAUGGCAGCCCCUUGCCAAUUUCUGACAUUCUUGAAACGGCGUUCUUCCGUUCCUCCAUCCGUGAAGACACCAAGGCUACGACAUUUGCCGUUAGCGCAGGAGAUGCAGCGUUUCCCCUUCUCUCACAAGGCGACCAUCCCGUAUUAGGAUCGCCAUCCUGGUAUCUCCAUCCCUGCGAAACGGCGAAUGUGGUAGGUGAGCUCAUGGAUGAAAUACAGCACAAUCCUGAUUGGAAUGAUGAAAGCCGCCUGGUCCGCUGGCUGGAAACGUGGUUCAUGGUCGUUGGUACGGCCGUAGAUCUAGAGUAG